AUGAAGGAACUGGCUUGUCAAGCAUCUUUCCAUGGAUUCAAAUUAAACUUCAUCGACAAUUUCGAUGAACUUUCGCUUUCGGAAAGUGUGCAAGAGGCAACUGGUAACACUCAGACAAACUACUUAUUCUUCCCUCAAGGAACGUAUCAGCUGUGCUCGCAGGCGUCAUCCGAUCAGAUGGGUGCCAAAUGGGUGCUCAGUGUAAGGUCGCAGAUGCGUGGUAUGGUUAUCGAUUUGGAUCAAAGAAUAGGUAAAUUCGCGAAAAUGGUUGUGAAUACCUUCUCAUCCCUGGGCGAAAAUGAAGACGAUAUGGAUGACAGGCGGUCGAACGUUUCAGAUGAUGAUCCUAAGAUCGAAGGUGCUGGUGAGCUGAAAAACUUACGACCUGAAGAAAGAGUACCGUGGAUGGAGAGGAAGAUGCACGAACAGUCGACCCUCGUAUCGGAUUUGGUCGGUUGUAAGGCGUCCGAGAAGCGUAUCGAAGCUGAACGAGGAAAACUCCGUCAGUACGAGCUGAUGCGUUUCAAAGAAUUCCGUCGUAGUAUGAUAGAGAAGAUUCGACGACGAAGGAAUACUGGAAACAAAGGCGAGAGAAGGCCUAGGACGUUCUCGAACGAAAAUCUGAGGCCAGCGAAAACAGUUUCGGAUCUACGUGCAGCGGAACAACAAGAAGAGAAAAAUCAAGCAGAAAAUGUUCGAAUGAACAUUGAUGUCCAGGUGAGCAUCGAAUCGGGUCGGUGUACAUUGCGAACAGCGCCGAAGCAGGAGAUGUCGCUCAUCAUGAUUCCGACAAUGGUGAAAAAACCGUCAGCCAAAGAUCUACGUACAAAAGCGUUUUCUUCUACCCAGCCAACAAACUUCACCAGAUUCAGCAUUCCGAGCUUGGACAUGAGAGGGUACUACAUAUCAGCAGAUUCUGGUUCCAUACCAGCAUCGGUGUCGGCUUCGUUUUCCAAAGGGGUCGCCCAUCACAAGCAUCUACGUACCAGAUGGAUGGAUGCUGCUUCUCAACACAAUCCACACACUUCCCGUAUUAACAGUGCGAUCAUUCGAAAUCGAGGAUGCUUCUACCUGUCUGCAGCGCUGGCGUCUAUGCCAACCGAAACAGUGGUCACACCGCAUCUUGCGGACUAUCUAGAACAGGUAAGUAAGCAAGAAGAAUUUGAUCACAUCGUAAACAACCAUUGA
This is a messenger RNA of Cooperia oncophora, 1188 nucleotides long. NCBI's taxonomy places the organism in Eukaryota, Metazoa, Nematoda, Chromadorea, Rhabditida, Trichostrongylidae. The record is from the annotation of a GenBank genome assembly.